CGAAAGGCGGCGCGACAACAUGCAGAAAGAUACAAGUGUCCAUGAGUGGCAAGGCUGGAUUCAGAAGCAAGGGAGCGUGGUACCUUCAUGGAAGAAGCGCUACUUGGUGCUCUCUGGACAGAACAUCUCAUACUUCGACAAGGAGGUGUCGAACCCCCGAGCCAAGGAAAAGGGGUCCUUCGUGCUUGCUGGUGUCCAACCAAACAAAUCGUACGACAACGGCAUGACCCUGCUGAGCAAAGAGGGCAAGGCCAUGAACAUCACGACCAAAACGGUCGGCGAGUACGUCAUGUGCAAGAAUGCGCUGGAGAACGCUGUGUCGCUGCCGCGCCGUCGCGUGUCCAACCCAAGUCCCGCCGCUGCCGCUGCUGGCGAGUACCGGUCCAGUAGCGCAGUGCGCACCGAACAGUCGAGCGUCGGUGCGGCGUCUCCAAGCCCCUACGACAACCGCAUUUCGAACGAGAACUUGCGAUCGCCGCCGCAGUCGUCGCAUCAACAGCCGCAACCCAACCCGUAUGCGUUGCGGUCCCAGCACUCGUCAGCAAACGACGACUAUCAGCAACAUCAACGCGAACAACACCGGCAACUGCAGCGAGAAGCACAAGAGCAACAGCGAGGCCAACAAGAGCUGCACAAUCGCCCCACGUACACUGGGUGGCUCGACAAGCAAGGCGAAAUCGUCCAGUCGUGGAAACAGCGCUACUUUGUUCUCCGGGGCCGCAAUAUUGCGUACUUUGACACGGUCGAUGGCAACCAAAAAGGUGGCGGCCGUCUCGCGGACGUGACCAUGUCGGACACCGGCCUUCACUUCCACCUGGACAAUGGCCGUGUCGUGAACGUGACUGCGUCCUCUUCCACGGACCUCCAGGGGUGGCACAACGUUGUGAGCCAAGUCCUCGGCAAACGAACCGACAUCACGGACGGAUCCCCACACGAAUACGCAGGAGCAGCCGAGAUAGCUGCUUCCCAGGACAAGCCGCUGUCGGCCUUCUUGGACAAGUACGUGCCGGCGGACAACAGCCCCCGUGCCUCGUUUGACAUUGGCGACGCUGGGGGGGAUGCGAUGGAGUCGAUGACCCCCGACAUUGUCGCAGAUUUCGCGUCCAAGUUUGCUAUGGACGACCUGGCGUCCCCGCCGCCGGCCACCGCCGCUCCCAUCGCCUCCAACAACAACAGUGGGCUAUGGCUCCAAAAGGGCGGGUCGACGUACGUCGCUGAUCCGACGGCGGAGCGGACGGUGCUGCCGACGCGGGAACACCCGAUCUCCACCGACGUCGCGCCGCCAAGACUGCCGCGGCCGCUGGCGCGCAACACGUCCACCGACGACGUCAAGGCCAAGCUGUGGGUGGCUCCCCCCAAGGAGACCCCCGUCGUCCAGCCCCCGCCGGUGGGGGUGGCGGACAUAACUCCUCCUGCCAACAAGCCAGGCGGCGUCUCGUUGCCUGGGAUGACCGGGGGGACAGCUGGGGCUAACGGCGGAGGGGGCAAAUUGCCACAACAAAACGACCACGCCACGCCACUUCCUGUCGUGGCAGCUCCCCCCCCGGCAGAGUCUGGUCUGUGGAUUCAAAAGGGGGGCGCUACGUACGGGGGUGCUACGUACGUCCCUGACGACACCGCCGUGCCCACCGUCCUCCCCAAGCGAUCAGUGAUCGACACGGACAUCCUGCCGCCUGCUAACAAAGGCCCCAUCGUCCGCACAUCCUCCAGCGACGACCUCAAAAACAAGCUGUGGGUCGCGGCUCCCGUGGCGGCCACCGAUGCCACGGCUCCUGCUGGUAAACCGGCGGUUCGAGGGAUGGGGUCGGCAUCGACUCCCGUCCGGCAGCAGCCCCCAACCGCACCCGUUCCUCGGGGGUUCGGCUCGGCUGCUGUCCCCACGAUCGUCGCGCCCCCGACUCCUGUGGCCGUGGUCGAACACGCGGCAGAGGUCGUGGUAGCUCCAAAGAGCCCCAUUGUAGCCCCUCGAGGGAUUGAACAAGUUGCUGAGGUCGAAGUGGCCAGGGCGGUGGUAUCGGCGGAUAAAGUCCCGGUGGCUAGCACCAGUGGCCUGCCACCGGCUAGCAGCGACACGGAGAAGCCUACGCCCGCCCCCAAGGGAUGUUGUACCAUUAUGUAGUAGAUGUAUCAUGCAUUGCUCCUUGCUCUAUCUGUUAUUGACACAUUCAAUUCUGGACCGGCAAAUGACAAUCAUGACGAGGUGUACAUGGAACAGGACAUAGAUCACGUUAAACGGGGAUGCAUGCUGUGUGUAGUUCA
Messenger RNA from Aphanomyces astaci, 2259 nucleotides. RefSeq lists its product as hypothetical. Gene Ontology annotation, cellular component: plasma membrane. Bases 20 to 2119 code for a protein of 699 amino acids. NCBI's taxonomy places the organism in Eukaryota, Oomycota, Saprolegniomycetes, Saprolegniales, Verrucalvaceae. Gene Ontology annotation, biological process: actin cytoskeleton organization. The record is from RefSeq and is a predicted model, not a curated record. The transcript is spliced from 2 exons.